Phycodurus eques (leafy seadragon) is the source of this 2877-nucleotide messenger RNA. It is a transcript of the gene casp2, whose product is annotated as caspase 2, apoptosis-related cysteine peptidase. The record is from RefSeq and is a predicted model, not a curated record. NCBI's taxonomy places the organism in Eukaryota, Metazoa, Chordata, Actinopteri, Syngnathiformes, Syngnathidae. Gene Ontology annotation, biological process: proteolysis; regulation of apoptotic process. Gene Ontology annotation, molecular function: cysteine-type endopeptidase activity. The transcript is spliced from 12 exons. The coding region runs from base 104 to 1540 and encodes 478 amino acids.
GGAAGUCGAGGCGCUCGGUGGAGGCUGACGCUUCGGUUUCUGGCGUGAAAAUAGUGAAGAACGAGCACGUUUUUGUCGCCUUCCUCCUCCAAGAGUUGAUAUUAUGCUGCAUCACCUAAAGAACGGCUCGAAGAUGCGAGAGUGUGGCAUGCAGAAGGGGGACCGAGUAGCUCUGCAGAGUCGCUCUGCUGCUCUGUGCAAGCAGCUGGUGGUGGAUGAGCUGCUCAUUCAGUGUCUGCUGGAAGACAACAUCCUCACGGACAGCAUGGCGGAGAGCAUCUUGGCCGAGCAAACGUCCCAGAAGCGAAGCUUCCGUCUGCUGCUGCUCCUUCCCAAGCGAGGGCCGCAAGCCUUCAGCAGCUUCUGCUCGGCGCUGAGAGAAACUGAGCAGCGACACCUGUGCGAGCUGCUCACACAGUCGCAGGAAAAGAAUGGCAAAGAGACACAAAGUUUUCAGACUGAGGAGGAGUCCGAAGGACGGGCAGGACGGCAGCUAAUGCAGACAUCGGACAGGAGGAAAGAGAGCAAUUGCGAAUCCUCUCUUCCACUUUCCACUCAAGAGGAAAUCGCAGCCAAACGAGCGAGGACAUAUGAGUCCAUGGAGUACAGCCUGGAUGCAGACAGCCCCAUCACCACUCCUGUGCUCCCUUGCACACAUGACCUCUACCUCUCUCAAUGCCAAAAGUCCUAUAUAAUGACUUCAUCCCCGCGUGGUUUAGCCCUGGUGAUCAGCAAUGUGACGUUUGACCCACACACCACACCUGACCUUGACCCCAGGAAGGGAGGCGAGGUGGACGACGAGGUGCUCAGGAAGGUCUUCAAAGAUCUGGACUACGUGGUGACAGUCUGUAGAGACCUGACGGCUGAGGAAAUGAGAACUUGCAUCGAGACCUUCCGCAGGCGUCCAGAGCACCGCACUGUGAACAGCUGCGUGGUGUGUCUGCUCUCCCACGGCGUGGAAGGAGCCGUUUACGGCACAGAUGGCCAGCUCCUGAAGCUCGAGUGGGUGUUUGAGGCCUUCGAUAAUGUUCGCUGCCCGCUGCUACAGAACAAACCCAAGAUGUUUUUCAUCCAGGCCUGCAGAGGAGAGGAGCUGGACUGUGGAGUGGAGCAGAUGGAUGGGCCAGGAAGGAGCAACUCACCCAGCUGUGAACAGCGAGAUGCUGGGCGAGAAGGUCCUGGGGGGGCCGGUGCCAGACAGGGAGGCGGAGAUUUAGGACUGCCCAGAAUUAAACUGCCCCAGCGGUCUGACAUGAUCUGCGGCUUUGCCUCUCUCAAAGGUCAGAGAAUUUGCACGGCGGCCAUGCGCAACACCAAGCGAGGAUCCUGGUUCAUCCAAGAGCUCAACUCCACCCUCCGCCUCCAUGCCAGAGACACUCACUUGGCAGACAUCCUGGUGCAGGUCAACGGGCGAAUCAAAGAGCGUGAGGGUUACGCCCCCGGCACGCCCCACCAUCGCUGCAAAGAGAUGUCCGAAUUCACCAGCUCGCUGUGCAAAGACCUCUACCUUUUCCCAAAAUACCAGCCGCACUGUUCAUAAUGCACUUGCACUUGCACGCACACACACACACACACACACACACACACACACACGCACGCACACGCACACACACACACACACACCAUUCCCGCCAGCGUGCGCACACUUUCCCUCAUUCCAAGCGUAUUAUUGCCACACACUCGAGCAUUCCAGCGUUGCAAGUUGACACAUACACACACUGACAUCCAAACAUUUAUUCAUUCACAUUUUCUAUGCUAAUACUGCCUCAGCAAAAUUCCAAACACACAGAGAUGUCGGAGGAGAGCUUAUGCUAAUUGACGUGUAAAGACAUCUCACAGUGUACAAUUCAGCAACGUAUCAGUGUGUCGAGCGUGUUAAUCCCUCGCGUGGGUAUAAUUGUAAAAUGUAUUUUCUACACAGAUCUAUUUUUGUUUUAUUUUGUAUGACCUCGAUUUAUUAGGAUUUUGUAAAUUAACCCCGCAUUUUAAUGUUUGUUAAGCUUCACCGUCAGUUGUCAUGUUGCAGUGAGAGGCAGGGGGGAGCAUUGAGUAAAGAGGUUAGUGUAGCAGUCUCCACACCAAAUAGAAAGUACUUAAGCAUUCCGAAAUGUUUUCUAUCAUGACGGUGUCCCUUAUAUAGAGUCAAAUCCCUUUAACAUGCUUUUAUUUGUAAGAUGUUUGUGUUGUAAAUACUUUGCUUUUAAACGUAAAUGUCAGGGGAAUGUUUGGUGCUAUUCCUUGGGCCGUAUAACUACAGUGUGAACUUUGAUCUUUACACUAACGCUGACAACUAAUCAUGCGCCUCACGGAGGGGGGUGCUACGCAUUUAGUGACACACCCACUCAACCUUUGGAGUUUAUUAUUUUGUUAUGUCAUUGUAUGCGAUACAGUGACAAAUGUACAUCUUAUGUCUUCCUGAAAGUUUAAAGAAUAUGCAGUUUGUCAUAAUAACUGGUUGGUCUCACAUUCUACUGAACCACCAUCCAGAGUCUAAGAUUCAGCAUUUGUCAAUGCUGGUUGUGUAUUGAUGUUUCCAAGAAAAGCUAGGGGCUUUAGAAGCAAUAUGUUUGGGUACAGUGUUGUGGAGGAAGAUACUAUAUUGUAUAUUGGAAGCAGUAUUGAUUUGUGACCGGAGAGGCUUUUAAAGGGGUCAAUUCAUGUGUUCACCCUUCUUGAGUAUUUGUUUUAAUGAUAGGAAAAGAAUGGUGAAAAGGUGACCGCACAGCAAGAGGAUGUGAUUUGCUGCCAAACUCUUGUGCGGGGGCGGGAGGCGGAAAGAUUUAUUUCUGUCAUUGCUGAUGACUGCCAAAUCUUCCUUACAAUAAACAAGCUCAUGUUUAUCAACAAGAAAAGUGUCAUUUCACCACCACCCUCACC